This is a messenger RNA of Necator americanus (New World hookworm), 1122 nucleotides long. RefSeq lists its product as uncharacterized. NCBI's taxonomy places the organism in Eukaryota, Metazoa, Nematoda, Chromadorea, Rhabditida, Ancylostomatidae. The record is from RefSeq and is a predicted model, not a curated record. The transcript has 6 exons. Bases 1 to 1122 code for a protein of 373 amino acids. Gene Ontology annotation, cellular component: endoplasmic reticulum.
AUGAAGUUAUUCCUCAUUCUCGUCGCCAUAAUUUCUAUUGUAUAUGGAGAAAAGAAGAAGAAAGAGAAGGAGAAUCCGCUUGCACAUGGUUUCACUGAUGAGAUUGACUGGGUCGAAUGGGACCGAGCUAUUGGAGUUGCAAAGGAUCUCAACAAACCUAUUUUCUUCCUCAUUCAUAAAACAUGGUGUGGAGCUUGCAAAGGACUAAAGAACGAGUUCAAAACAUCGUUCAAGACUCCAGAACUGAUUGAACUCUCGAAAAAAUUCGUGAUGGUCAAUGUAGAAGACGACGAUGAGCCUGAAGAUGACAAAUACGCCCCCGAUGGAGGCUAUAUUCCUCGAAUUCUGUUCCUCGAUACGGAUGCUGAUCCUUUGUUGACUAACAAUGAGAACAAUUACAAGAACAACAAAUAUUUCUACCCUCUAGUACCGCAAAUUAUAGAUGGAAUGAAGCGAGCAUUGAACGAAUUUAGUGCUUUGAAUUCGUUUGAAUUGGGAAGAGAAGCAGCUAAGGAUGCACCAACAAAACAAAAGAAAUCCCACAAGGAAGAAACGUCCGAGGAAGAAACAGAAGCAGAAAGUAAUAAGACCGAAGAAAAGAAAAAGGAUGAAAAAACAGAAAAAGCUAAGGAUAGCAAGAAAGAGAGCAAGACUGAGAAGAAAGUUGAUACAAAGAAGAAAGAAAAGGAAGAAAAGAAGAAGGAUAAAGAAGAGAAGCCUAAGAAAGACCCGAAAAAAGAGACUAAGCAAGACAAAGUUAAGGAGGAGAAGGCAACAGAGAAGGAUGAGGAGAAGAAGACUGCAGAGAAGGAUGAGAAGAAGAAGACCGACAAAGAGAAGAAAAGCCUAAGAAAGAUGGUAAAAAAGAGACCAAGCAAGACAAAAAGAAGGAGGAGAAGACAGCAGAGAAGGAUGAGAAGAAGAAAACCGACAAAGAGGAGAAGAAAGACACAAAAAAGAAGGCGGGUAAAGAUGAGAAAAAAGACAAAAAGAAAGAUGAGCUAUGAGUCAAAGCUCAUGGACUUACGAUCACCUUACGGAACCUAUGGAACGAGUUGCGGAUAUAACUCCACCGUUGUUUUUAUAGUCAUAUGUUUUUAUGUGUUUUUAUAUUUUUUUUAA